Molecule: messenger RNA, 894 nt
Organism: Camelina sativa (false flax)
Lineage: Eukaryota; Viridiplantae; Streptophyta; Magnoliopsida; Brassicales; Brassicaceae
Source: RefSeq, a predicted model, not a curated record
UGUUCUCUCUAAAGCCAUAACAAUGUCGAACUCUUCAAACUCCGAUCCCAAUUUCGACAUCCCAUUUGCUUCCUCCGAUGUACCUCUUCCGAGUUACAAUCAAAAACCAAGAAGAAAACGUACUAAACUCACCAACAACGAACCUGGUUCUUCUUCUUCUCCUACUCCAAGGCCUAAUCCAGUCAAGAAACCGCUGGACUCUGACGCUCCUCCACAAAUCACACGGCCAUGCACUGAAUGUGGUAAACAAUUCGGGUCAUUGAAGGCACUCUUUGGACACAUGAGAUGUCACCCUGAACGUCAGUGGCGUGGCAUUAUACCUCCUCCAGAUCACAAACGUGGGACUAACGCAACCGCCGCGUCAUCAUCCUCCAAUUUGAAUGUUGUUUUAAAUAAAUCCGAGGAGGAAGAUCAUAACAUAGCCUCUUGCUUACUAUUGUUGGCUAAACGUCCUGUUGUCUUGAGCAGUUCAAGUGGAGUUGAGGGACGGUUCGAGUGUGGAGGUUGUAAAAAAGUGUUUGGGUCACAUCAAGCGUUGGGCGGACAUAGAGCAACACAUAAAGAUGUGAAAGGAUGUUUCGCCGCUUCAAACUCAACCGAAGAUCCUUCUCCUCCUCAGGAGAUCGUUGGUCAAGACAAAGGCAAGAGUGUGAAGUUGGUCUCUGGAAUGAAUCAUCGAUGUCACAUCUGUUUAAGAGUGUUCUCGAGUGGUCAAGCGUUAGGUGGUCACAUGAGAUGUCAUUGGGAGAAAGAUCAGGAAGAGCACCAAGUCAGGGCUAUCGAUCUUAAUGUUCCUGCGGCGACAUCUCCUCCUGACACAUCGAUAGGCUGUUCUUUAGAUCUUAGGUUAGGACUUUGAUAUAUAAUAACAUAACUUAUAUAUUUGGUUUUGGU